Molecule: messenger RNA, 1659 nt
Organism: Parnassius apollo (apollo)
Lineage: Eukaryota; Metazoa; Arthropoda; Insecta; Lepidoptera; Papilionidae
Source: the annotation of a GenBank genome assembly
AUGUGGCUUUACGGGUUUUAUGUUCUGUGGUCACUAAGUAGUUCGGUGAACACCAACCCGGAUGCAGGAUUUAGCUUCAAUUAUCCUAAUUUGAAAGAUGACGUCUACGAUCAGCCCGUUCAUUUCAUGAAUCCGAAGAAAAUUCCGCAUAUGAAGGGAGAUGGCAUACUAGAGAAAUCGGACAACUCAGGGAUGCCAUAUGACUGGCCUUCUCUGGACGCGUUCAUGAACAAUCAUAACGACGCCCGCGACCAUAACAGGAUCAAGAGAAAAGCUAAGAACACGAGAAAAUUCGGUACGCUAAACGGACCGAAGCUUCGAGAUCGUCCCAACCACUACCUCUACCCGGAUCCGGUGAAAGAUCGCAUACUCGAGUUCACAACCACUACGAAGAAACCAAGCAUCCUGCCGGACCAAAUGAACCCGGGCGUGAUAUUCCGCGUCCGGAUGUCGGACGCUAUACUCCGGAUCAAGCAGCGCAUGUACGAAGACCCAGAACGGCACAUCGAAUCCGAUAUAAUCUACACGAACUUAAUAAAGAAAGUAGUCAUGGAUGAGAUAACGAAAUUUCAUAAUUUGCUCCUAAUGUACAAAACUGACAGAAGCAUCAAAGAACAUUUGGGUGAAUGCGGUGGAAGAAUCUACAAGUUCAUCAGCUACAUGACGAUAAAAGUUCACAUCUACUGCCUCUUCGAUUCCCUCUGGAUCGAUGGGAACCCGUACGUCAUUGGUGACGAGUACACCGUGACUCCUGUGGAAGUUCCCCCGAUGCUACAAUGCGACGCAGCUGAGUGCAACUCGAUAGUUUUCGUCGAUUCAAUCACUGAACCUAAGGACAAGCACCGUGGACACGUGAACCGUCGUCGAAACCGACAUCGCAGUUCAACCGCACCCGCUAACGAGCUGAAAAACUCUUCAUCCACCGAAACACCAACGGCCAGACGCGUUGACAAUUCAGACGCCAAGCAGAUGCUCUCCAAGCGCAAACGUAGCAAGAAGAAAGACAGUUCCAACUAUGAUACCUAUCAAGCGCCAGUUAAGGGGUGGGAUUCACAUUUCGUUGAGAUGCCCAAGGACCUGUACCAAGCCCACUUGAGACCCGGCGUCAUAUUCAGGAUUCACAUGGCAGAAGCUAUACUAAAAAUGCAAUAUAGGAACUACGGCGAAGAUAAAGACGAAUCGGUGAUCGAAGCGGACGUGGAGUACCUGCGUCUGACACGAAAGGUGAUAAAUGACGAGAUCACCAAGUUCGAGGACCUGAAGUGGCUGGUGGGAUGGUUCGGGAACCGCUCCGAACUUAUCCAGGAGCACAUGUGCAACACGCGGUACUUCACUGUCGGAAUUCCAUCAACGAUGUUCACCCACCCAGAAGAGUACAUGAAGCGCGCCUGUUUAUUCGACAACGUGUACCUCGAUCACGUGCCAUACGUGGUAGGCGAGGACGGGUCGCUGAUGGCAGCUGUGGCGCCCCCCGUCCUGCAUUGUGAUGCUGCGACGUGCACAUCAGUACCGUUCAUAGACAGUAUGAUGUUCGAGGAGAAACUCGCACGUAGCAACGUGCGCACAGUGACACGUUGCCAAGCGAGCUGUCGAGCACACUGUCGCAACGACCCCGACUGCCUGAAGCGGUGUUCCGAUCGCUGCCUCCGAACUGAAUAA